AACAACACAAAGCAAAACCCAAACCCCCGAACAAACAAAGCAACAACAAAACAGCAAAGCCAACAUUGACCUCUAACUCUGAAAUAAUCCCGAUUUGAACAACUUCAAGCGAGAGGCAAAAUGACAGCCGAUAGAAAUGUUACGCCACCAGUCUACCUCUCCAAAGUCCCGCUAUGAAGAUUGAGAGGUGGAUAUAGGUCAGUCACAUAACUGCAUCCACUGCCCACGGCAGCUACAGGUCAAGCCUUUGUGUCCAGCUUCUAAACAACCAUGUGGUUGGCGGGUGCUCUGUUGUGGAUUCUUAUUUCUUUUGUUUAAAAAUCAAACUUCUAUCAUACUCAAUUCUCGUCCUUCUUUCCUUCGUAUGUUAAACUCUAGUAAGUAAAAUUUCUAGCCUUGGCCACUUAUAUAACUAUUUGUGUUGCAUGUUCCGUAAAACUCUUACUAAAACUAAACAGAACCGGCAAUUCGACACGGGAUGGGCACAUGCACAUAAGCCCCGCCCUCCACAGCGGGUUAUCCAAUCACUACGCACACUGCACACGGCGUGCCUCGUGUCAUAGCAGCAAGAAAGAGCCCAAGAAGCCAUUUUCUAACGUUUCUGUUGAAAAUAAUCUUCGCUUGUAGGGAAUAUUCGUUUGAAUGUGCACUUCUGAAUAAUUCUUAUGUGCAUUUGAAUAUUUCUUGUGUUCAUUGGAAUAGUUUGGAACAUUUUCUGUGUGGGAAAAAAGUGUGAUCUUUGAACUGUGAACUGCAAGACACUUGUUUCACAACUUGUUUGUUGAUAUCCACUCUCCGGGUAUCGAUUUCAGAUUGGUAAACCUAAUUUCUUUUUAAAAGAAAGGAUCUCACACAUCGCAGGAUGGUUUCGGCCCAACCAAAGCAUCGCCGAAAAGGCACUCCAAGAUGGUCGAAAAAAAUGAAGAAGAAAGCGGUGCUCAGAGGAGUGGUGGAUAAACUAUGGGAGAGGCAGGAGAGAUUGACAGAAGAGAGGAAAGAAAACCAGGUGGAAUGGACAGAGGGGAACGGAGAGCCUGUACCGGGGACCAAGUGGCAGAGAGAGAACAAUCUCGAGGAGAUUAAGAUGUACGCAGAGAGAGCCGACUACUCUUUGGAAUGUGACCAACAAGCAGAAAAACAAGACGCGAACAAGAAAAACCAAACGACCAACCCUGCCAAACACCGGAGAAAGGGAGAGAAACCCUCCCGUGUGACAACCCCAAAUGUCGCUGCCCUGUACGGCCCUGGAGUACCUCCCCCUGACAAACGCCAAAAACAAGGACCUCCGACCCACCAGUCAUCGGCCGACCCCAUCGACCUGGAGAUCCGACCUCCCCCCAGCUCGGAGGUCCCACCUACCCCCAAACUAGCGGUGUCUACCCUACCUCCCCCAAGCUCGGAAGUCCCACCUACCCCCAAACUAGCCAAGGCAAUCUCAUCUUCCCCCGGGUCCCACGCCCCAACAACAGCGACAACAGACUGGGUCCAUCCGGAGGAAAAUCUCAGUGAUGUCAUCAGCCGACGGGAAGUGUCGUCCACCCCUCCUCCCUUGGACAAGAAGGCCCAACCAAAACAUCGCCGAAAAGACUUUCCAAGAGUGUCCGAAAAAAUGAGGAAGGAAGCGGUGCUCAGAAAAGUGGUGGAUAAACUAAGGGAGAACGUGGAGAGAUUGACAGAAGAGAGGAAAAAACCCCGGGUGGGAUGGACCAAGCGGCAGAGAAAGAACAAUCUGAAGCAGAUUAAGAAGUACGCAGAGAAUGCCGACUACUCUUUGGAAUGUGACCAACAAGCAGAAAAACAAGAUGCGAAAAAGAAAAACCGAACGACCAACCCUGCCAAACGCCGGAGAAAGGGAGAGAAACCCUCCCGAGUGAGAACCCCAAAUGUCGCUGCCCUGGACGGCCCCGGAGUACCUCCCCCUGACAAACGCCAAAAACAAGGACCCCCGACACAUCAGUCAUCGGCCGACCCCAUCGACCGGGAGAUCCAACCUCCCCCCAGCUCGGAGGUCCCACCUACCCCCAAACUAGCAGUGUCUACCCUACCUCCCCCCAGCUCGGAAGUCCCACCUACCCCCAAACUAGCAGUGUCUACCCUAGCUCCCCCCAGCUCGGAAGUCCCACCUACCCCCCAACUAGCCAAGGCGAUCUCAUCUUCCCACGAGGUAAGUAACCUGCAUGUUCAAAAUUUUGAAGAUUUUCAAACCUGACAGAAAAUGAAAAGC
Molecule: messenger RNA, 2224 nt
Organism: Aplysia californica (California sea hare)
Lineage: Eukaryota; Metazoa; Mollusca; Gastropoda; Aplysiida; Aplysiidae
Product: serine/arginine repetitive matrix protein 1
Exons: 6
Coding region: 863-2209 (448 amino acids)
Source: RefSeq, a predicted model, not a curated record